GGCGGCAGCCCGAGCGCCGCGCUCACCAUGGCCACGCAGGGCGAGCCCGGCUACCUGGCGGCGCAGUCGGACCCCGGCUCCAACAGCGAGCGCAGCACCGACUCGCCGGUGGCCGGCUCCGAAGACGAUCUGGUGGCCGCGGCGCCCCUGCACAGUCCCGAGUGGAGCGAGGAACGCUUCCGCGUGGACAGGAAGAAACUCGAGGCCAUGCUCCAAGCUGCAGCUGAAGGAAAAGGCAGAAGCGGGGAAGACUUUUUUCAAAAGAUCAUGGAAGAGACAAACACACAGAUUGCAUGGCCAUCCAAACUUAAGAUCGGAGCCAAAUCCAAGAAAGAUCCUCACAUCAAGGUUUCUGGGAAGAAAGAUGACGUGAAAGAAGCCAAAGAAAUGAUCAUGUCUGUCUUAGACACAAAAAGCAACCGCGUCACGCUGAAGAUGGAUGUCUCACACACGGAGCACUCGCACGUCAUCGGCAAAGGCGGCAACAACAUCAAAAAGGUGAUGGAGGAGACGGGCUGCCACAUCCACUUCCCAGACUCCAACAGGAACAACCAGGCUGAGAAGAGCAACCAGGUGUCUAUAGCAGGACAGCCCGCAGGAGUAGAAUCGGCCAGGUCGAGGAUUCGGGAGCUGCUUCCUUUGGUGCUGAUGUUUGAGUUACCGAUUGCUGGCAUUCUCCAACCAGUCCCGGAUCCUAACGCCCCCUCCAUCCAGCGCAUCUCGCAAACGUACAGCGUUUCUGUGUCGUUUAAGCAGAGGUCCCGAAUGUAUGGCGCUACUGUCAUAGUACGAGGGUCUCAGAGUAACACUAAUGCUGUGAAGGAAGGAACAGCUGUGCUAUUGGAACACCUUGCAGGAAGCUUGGCGUCCGCCAUCCCCGUGAGCACCCAGCUGGACAUCGCAGCCCAGCAUCACCUCUUCAUGAUGGGUCGGAACGGGAGCAACGUCAAACACAUCAUGCAGAGGACAGGGGCUCAGAUCCACUUUCCUGACCCUAGUAACUCACAAAAGAAAUCCACCGUCUACCUCCAGGGCACCAUUGAGUCUGUCUGCCUGGCAAGGCAGUAUCUCAUGGGGUGUCUUCCUCUUGUACUGAUGUUUGAUAUGAAGGAAGAAGUUGAAGUGGACCCACAGUUUAUUGCACAGCUCAUGGAGCAGCUGGACGUCUUUAUCAGCAUCAAACCAAAGCCCAAACAGCCAAGCAAGUCUGUGAUUGUGAAAAGUGUUGAGCGAAAUGCCUUAAAUAUGUAUGAAGCAAGGAAAUGUCUCCUCGGACUUGAAAGCAGUGGGGUUUCCAUAGCAACCAGUCUAUCCCCAGCAUCGUGCCCUGCCGGCCUGGCAUGUCCCAGCCUGGAUAUCUUAGCUUCAGCAGGCCUUGGACUCACUGGACUAGGUCUGUUGGGGCCCACCACCUUGUCCCUCAACACUUCAACCACCCCAAACUCACUCCUGAACGCUCUCAACAGUUCAGCCAGUCCUUUGCAAAGCUCAAGUUCUGGUACCCCAAGCCCUACACUGUGGGCACCCUCAAUGGCUAACACUGCAAGUGCCACAGGUUUCUCAGCUAUACCACACCUUAUGAUUCCAUCUACAGCCCAGGCUACAUUAACCAACAUCUUGUUGUCUGGAGUGCCCACUUACGGCCACACAGCCCCGUCUCCCCCUCCUGGCUUGACGCCUGUUGAUGUCCAUAUCAACAGCCUGCAGACAGAAGGCAAAACCAUCUCUGCUUCUAUAAACGGACACGUGCAGCCUCCAAACAUGAAGUACGGUACACUGCCCACUUCAUCGCUUGGGGAAAAAGUGCUGAAUGCGAAUCACAGUGAUCCAUCCAUGCAGGCAGCUGUGUCAGAACAAGCUUCUCCUAAGUCAAGCUCUGUGGAAGGCUGCAAUGACGCCUUUGUUGAAGUGGGCAUGCCUCGAAGUCCUUCCCACUCUGGGAACGCUGGUGACUUGAAACAGAUGCUGGGUCCCUCCAAGGUGUCCUGUGCCAAGCGGCAGACGGUUGAACUACUGCAGGGCACGAAGAACUCCCACCUACACAGCACUGACAGAUUGCUCUCAGACCCUGAGCUGAGUGCCACAGAAAGUCCCCUUGCUGACAAGAAGGCUCCAGGGAGCGAGCGUGCAGCUGAGAGGGCAGCGGCUGCCCAGCAGAACUCGGAAAGGGCUCGCCUGGCCUCGCAGCCACCAUAUGUCCACAUGCAGGCAUUUGACUAUGAGCAGAAGAAACUGUUAGCCACCAAAGCAAUGCUAAAGAAGCCAGUGGUGACUGAGGUCAGAACGCCUACAAAUACCUGGAGCGGCCUGGGGUUCUCGAAGUCCAUGCCGGCAGAAACCAUCAAGGAACUGAGAAGAGCAAACCAUGUGUCCUAUAAGCCCACAAUGACAACUGCCUACGAGGGCUCCUCACUGUCCCUCUCAAGGUCUAGCAGCCGUGAGCACCUGGCCAGCGGAAGCGAAUCAGACAACUGGAGAGACCGAAAUGGAAUAGGAGCCAUGGGUCACAACGAUUUCGCAGCACCGAUCGGCAGCCCCAAGCGCAAACAGAACAAAUCAAGGGAGCAUUAUCUUAGCAGCAGCAACUACAUGGACUGCAUUUCCUCGCUGACAGGGAGCAACGGCUGCAACCUGAACAGCUGCUUCAAAGGCUCUGACCUCCCUGAGCUUUUCAGCAAGCUGGGCCUGGGCAAAUACACAGAUGUCUUCCAACAGCAAGAGAUUGAUCUUCAGACAUUCCUUACACUCACAGACCAAGAUCUAAAGGAGCUGGGAAUUACCACCUUUGGUGCCCGGAGGAAAAUGCUUCUGGCAAUCUCAGAGCUAAGUAAAAACCGGAGAAAACUUUUUGAACCGCCAAAUGCGUGUACCUCCUUCCUGGAAGGUGGGGCCAGUGGGAGGCUGCCCCGCCAGUAUCACUCGGACAUCGCCAGCGUCAGCGGCCGUUGGUAGCGGCACCUUCUGGACAUCACACCUGCUAUCUGCAAAGGUGGACAUGAUCUGUGGACAGUGGUCACUGCACCCGUCCGUCCUUUGGCACUCCGGGUGUAUGGUAUCAGGACCAAAGUGUUGAAUUCGCACCUGUACUUCAUGGCAAACAAGGAAGACAAGAGAAGUGUCUCAUGUUGCCAUAAAAGCACCAAAGGGAGAAUGCCUUUUAAACUGGCAAUUGGACAGAAUUUGCAAAGUGAGGGUAGGGCUUUGUUUCUUUCUAUUUACCUAUUUUACAUAUGCACUGAUUUAUUUUUAUUUUUAUUUUUAUUUUUUACCUAAAAUGAAGGAGAAUUUGACAUCUGGGUUGCCAGAAAGCUUAGAAGUUAUUUUCUUUGCUUGAACCGUUUUGGUGUUUGGGGAUUUGAAAAGAAAAAUCAAAGUAUAAUUUUCUGCUUUAGAAUAAUGACUGAGGUCUUCCAGCACUUUACAGGGUCUCGUUGCUCGUCCUGUGGAAUCUGUCUCUCAUCUUCAUGUUCCUAUCAUUGGUACACAUCUUUUUCUGGCUCCAUCAAAUGUUUAUUUGAAAUGGUACUGGACAUCAAUUCGUUCCUGUGCAGAAUUUUGUGUGCUAUUGGGAAGUGGGGGCCACUUAGCUCUGGACCAAAUUCUGUUCAUUUGUGUCAGCAUCUUAGGAACCAUUGGCUAUGACUGUAGUCCACUGGCCAGAUACAAAGACAGACCAAAUGGACUUUGCAAUGCAGUUGUCAUAGUUAGCUGCUGUUGUAUUGCUAAAAUGAUCUUAAUGGUUGUCUAGAGGCCAAUGGGCUGGUCUUUUAGUAUACUGCCACUAAAGGACAUUUAUUUAUAUCAAACUUUUAUUUUUAGAUAUUAUAAGCAUACAGUAGAUAAUGAUGAAAUUGAUAUUUUCUAGAGAUUUAUGGGUAGAGAAAUGAGUUGCAUUCAUAACUGGAGCCCUAGGUUGUCACUUUAUUUAAAAAGACAAGUAACCAUUUGACGAGACAGCACUGCUGCCAUUAUGAAGAGAAGAGUCCCCCUCUUUCCCCAGAAGCCCCACUCACCGUGGGUCGUGGGACUUUCCUGAAAGUGCCUUCGUCCUCUUGAAGUCAACUGGGAUCAGUUGGGAACAGAA
Acomys russatus (golden spiny mouse) is the source of this 4084-nucleotide messenger RNA. It is a transcript of the gene Bicc1, whose product is annotated as BicC family RNA binding protein 1. Gene Ontology annotation, cellular component: cytoplasm. The transcript is spliced from 21 exons. Gene Ontology annotation, molecular function: RNA binding; protein binding. The record is from RefSeq and is a predicted model, not a curated record. Lineage: Eukaryota; Metazoa; Chordata; Mammalia; Rodentia; Muridae. Bases 28 to 2952 code for a protein of 974 amino acids.